Daphnia pulicaria is the source of this 2646-nucleotide messenger RNA. Its product is annotated as piwi-like protein Siwi. Gene Ontology annotation, biological process: regulatory ncRNA-mediated gene silencing. The transcript is spliced from 16 exons. The coding region runs from base 9 to 2576 and encodes 855 amino acids. Gene Ontology annotation, cellular component: P granule. Gene Ontology annotation, molecular function: protein binding; piRNA binding. Lineage: Eukaryota; Metazoa; Arthropoda; Branchiopoda; Diplostraca; Daphniidae. The record is from RefSeq and is a predicted model, not a curated record.
AGUCAAGAAUGGCAGACGCAACAAGAAGAGCUGGUGGCAGAGGACGUUCAAAUGCACCGCCACAACAAGCGCCCAGACGACCAGGAGAUAAUCCGCCAAUUUCCCAGGGAAUUGGACGUGGAGCUGUGCGAACUGCACCACAGGUGACAACUGCUGGACCUCCUGUUGUGACUCCAGCAGCCAUUCAAACCCCAGGGGAUGUGGCAGGGGCGACAGCCAUCGAAUCCCAAAGGGCACCAGACCGAGAAGCCAACCGGAAUAUUGUCACAAGACCCUCGCCGACAUUCGUCAAAACUGGAUCGGGAGGAGCUCCGCUGGAUGUGCGCUCCAAUUACUUUCAGUUGAUUAAGAAACCGGAUAUGCAUCUGUUGCAAUAUCGAGUCGAUUUCACACCGGAAAUCGAUCACCCUGGUGUGAAAAAAGCUCUCAUUCGCGUUCACGAAAAAACCCUGGGCAAAUACGUGUUCGACGGGACUCUACUCUACAACACGACUCGUCUGGCCCAACCGCUGGAAUUGGCGUCGAGACGGACGUCCGAUGAAACCGACGUCAAAAUAACUUUGGAUUUUAAGAAUGAAAUUCAGGCGGGCGAUCCUGUUUACAACAGCGUCAUGAAUUUGAUCCUGCGCCGUUGCCUGGCCAAUCUCAACAUGGUCAUGAUCCGACGCGACUAUUACGAUGCAGCAGCCAGAGAAGACGUUCCGGGUCACCCGAUUACCAUUUGGCCUGGAUACCUGACGGCUAUAAAUCAUCACGAAAAGGAUUGUCUUUUGAAUGUGGAAAUCGUCCACAAGUUCCUACGCAGAGACAGCGCAUUAGACAUUAUGGACAGGAUUCGACGCUCAGGAUCGGACGGUAUCAAGGAACGAAUUACAGCCGAGCUGGUGGGCAAAAUCGUGAUGACGGGCUACAACAACAAAACGUACAGGAUCGACGACGUGGAUUUCACGCAAAGCGCUUCGUCCACUUUCCAUUUGCGCAAAGAGGAUCGGGACAUAAGUUACAUCAACUAUUACAAAGAGCGUUACCAGCAGACCAUCAAAUCCGUCACGCAGCCGCUGCUCGUGUCGAAGCCGACGCGUCGUGACAUCAACCGCGGCAACAACGAGAACGUCUACCUCGUUCCGGAAUUGUGCGGAAUGACGGGACUCUCGCAAGAGCAAAGGGCUAACUUUAAUUUAACGCGGGCUAUUUCGACAAUCACUCGAGUGGCUCCCGACAGACGAGUGGAGACUUUGAUGAAAUUCCGUCGCCGAUUGGCAGAAACUCCGCAGAUUCAACAAGAGCUCAACAGCUGGGGAAUUCAGUUUGCAAAUGACAUUGUCAACUGUCAAGCCAGAAUUUUGCCAACGAAAGCUAUUUUGACUGGAGGCAAAAAGAUCGACGUCAGAGAUGGUGACUGGAGCCGCAGUAUGCAUAACACGAAAAUGCAAGUUUCCGUCCGGCUGGACCAUUGGCUCGUCAUUCAUCCAAACAGCAUGGGCCAGCAAGUUCGAUCCUUUGUCCAGCUCAUCAAAAGAGUCGGUGGUCCUCAAGGGUUCAAUGUACCCGAACCAGACUACAUUAGUUUAGAGGCCGAUCGGACAACCAAUUACGCCAACGCCCUUAAGAACGAACUGCCGAAAAAGUCGUACGAUAUCGUCAUGUGCGUACUGCGGACGGGCAGAGAAGACAUUUACUCUGUCAUCAAAAACAUCACCUUUUGCCAAGUGGGCAUUGCUUCCCAGGUUAUUACCGGGAGAAUUCUACAAGGAGAUGAGCGGAAACAACUGUCGGUGGCCACCAAAGUCAUGACGCAAAUCGCAUGCAAAUUAGGUGCUGAACCUUGGCGAGUCGACGUGCCAAACAAGCCGUGGAUGAUUUGCGGAUACGACACGUAUCACGACGCCACUCAGAAAAGAGCCGUCGGGGCGUUCGUCGCUUCCGUCAAUCCGUGCUACACGCGAUACAAUUCGUCCGUCAAAAUCCACUCGGCCAACGAAGAGAUUUCGCCGAGUUUCCAGGAUCACAUGCUCACAUCAUUGCGGGCUUACUACCUGGCAAACCGAACUCUGCCGGAGAAGAUCAUCAUUUAUCGCGAUGGCGUAGGGGCCGGCGAUAUUGUCCGCCUCAUGGAAACGGAAGUCACAGCCGUCAAGUCGGCUUGCACCGAAGCUGGCAAUAGGGUUUUGUCGGGCAAGUACACGCCCGGCAUUGCUUUCGUGGUCGUUAGCAAACGAAUCAACACGCGCUUCUUCGCCGGAAGGAAAGAGAAACCGGAAAAUCCACCAUGCGGAACGGUGGUGGACAACACGGUGACGCUCACCGACCGCUUCGAUUUCUUCCUGGUGUCUCAGAAAGUUAAUCAGGGAACAGUUUCGCCCACCAAUUUCAACAUCAUCUUUAAUUCGGCCAAUUUUACGCCGGAAAUCCAUCAAUCCAUGGCUUACUCUUUGACGCAAGUCUACUACAAUUGGCCGGGCACAUUACGAGUUCCGGCGCCAGUCCAAUAUGCUCACAAAUUAGCCUAUUUGGUGGGGGAGAGCAUCCGCAACCUUCCGAGACCCGAAUUGGCUAAAUUCCCUUACUAUCUUUAAAACAUUUCGUCAAAAGUUAUUCAGUUAACUGGCUGCCUUUUUCUACUAUUCUACUGUUUUCCAUCAUUUU